This is a messenger RNA of Drosophila albomicans, 657 nucleotides long. RefSeq names its product immunoglobulin domain-containing protein oig-4. The record is from RefSeq and is a predicted model, not a curated record. The transcript is spliced from 6 exons. The coding region runs from base 63 to 572 and encodes 169 amino acids. Lineage: Eukaryota; Metazoa; Arthropoda; Insecta; Diptera; Drosophilidae.
UACGGGGGCCAAGCCAAAGCGCAUUCAACACUCAGAUACGAGGAUCGACGGAUCGCACAAAAAUGCUCUAUCCCUGGUUUAUCCAGUGCAAAAUCAAAACAUUUGCUCUGCUCUAUCUGCUGCUCUUGAGCGAUCUCUGUCAAGUGCAAUCGCAACGAAGCACCGGAGGUCGCAAUGUGCUCCGUCGUAAUUACACGGGCAAGAAACCUGUCGUCAUUCAGCACCGAUCACAGGAUGCAGUCAGCUACUACGAUCACGAGAAUGGCGCCAAGAUCAUCAAGUCUUCGCACUUUGAGCUGGACUAUACGCUGGGCCGCAAGAUCACGUUCUUCUGCAUGGCACAGGGCAAUCCACGUCCCACUAUAACCUGGUUUAAAGACGGCGCGGAAUUGUAUCAACAUCGAUUCUUUCAGGUUCACGAAUCUCAUCCAGAACCUGAUAUUAUCAAAUCUAAAAUGGAAAUAGAUCCAACAACACAAAUGGAUGCUGGUUACUACGAAUGCCAAGCCGAUAAUAUAUAUGCGAUUGAUCGACGAGGUUUCCGAACUGACUAUGCCAUGGUUAACUUUUAAGCAACUUUCCUGAACUCUUCUAUACUCGAUUUUAUAUAUACUUAUUAUACGAUAUACAUACAUGGAUAUGACUUUUAAACUUCAA